AUGUCUGAUACUCCUGAAUAUUCACCAGGUCCAAGCCCGUCCACCUCAGAUGUUGUGAAGGACACGUUCCUAUGGAGGAGGAAGAAGCUGAGCUUGAUGGUGCUGGUCAUGGCAACAGCGACAUGGGUGGUCAUGGAGGUUUAUCAGUUCAACUUCGCCACUCUCGCUUCCUGGUCAUCCAUCUUCAUCGUCACCUCCCUCUUCCUGUGGGGCACCACCUUGAGGCUUCUCGGGAAAGAGGAGCCGGAGUUGCCGAGGAUGGAGAUCUCAGAGCAGACGGCAAUGGAGAUGGCAAACUCAGCCCGAGCGUGGGCCGAAGAAGGCAUCAGAUGGAUGUUCAGGGUGGGUGCCGAGAGGGACUGGUUCACGUUUGCUGGUGUGGUCGCCGGCCUGUGGGCGCUUAGCAAGAUUGGAGGCUACUUCGACUUGCUGACUCUUGUCUACUUAGCUGUAGUUUUGGGCAUGACGGUACCUGCUCUGUACGUGAGGCACGAGGAUAAAGUAGCGCAGCUCGGAGAGAAGGUGAAGGCACGGUCGAGGAGCUUCUACGAAAGGGCGGACGAGAAGGUCAUCGGGAAAAUCAAGAGCAAGUUUCAUGGGAAAGAGGAGACGGAAGAGAAGAAGACCGAGUAG
Eucalyptus grandis is the source of this 633-nucleotide messenger RNA. RefSeq names its product reticulon-like protein B13. The transcript has 4 exons. The record is from RefSeq and is a predicted model, not a curated record. NCBI's taxonomy places the organism in Eukaryota, Viridiplantae, Streptophyta, Magnoliopsida, Myrtales, Myrtaceae. Bases 1 to 633 code for a protein of 210 amino acids.